AUGGCGACGUUACUGGACACGACAAUGGAAGCGUCAAAGCCUGAAGGUCACGCGACCUCCCACUUCGAUCACAAUAGCUAUCAGUACAUACAGGACACGGAGCCAGAGACUGACGCACCGGAGGACGAGGAUGACGACGACGACGCGGAUUUUCAGUUUAAUGCACCGUCUUAUUACGACCUUAAGAACCCGGCGCUUGAACAACGUUACGUGAAUAAUGCAGACGGUUAUUUCUCCUCCCCUGCACCGUCGGUUGAGGCUGAAUUUAUAGGAUUUAACGGUAAUCCGGACGGUGCUAAAACAUUGAUUAAAACGGACGCUAAUUGCCACGUUUUAGAGAUUGAAAUGGAAGAUAAGACGACAAAUAUGAUGGAUACAACAAUGACAGGCCCUGAAGAAGAAAAAGAAGAUGAAGAAAUUGAGAACGUACUGAACAGAAGCAAUUUAUUGGAAGACAGAGAAGAGAGUUUUGAAGAAGUGUUUCGACGCUACGCAUCAUCAUCUCAAUCUUCAGCCACGUCGUCCUAUUUACUACAAGAUGUAGACACAUCUAUGCAUAGCUCUACACACGGUCACUUUUCACCUUAUAGUUCACAGACAUCGUCGUCAAGUACGACGUUAAGAGGAAGGAAGGCUCUGACGGAACCGACACCAAUGAAUAAUGGAGUACAGGCUAUUAGAUCGACCAAGAACAGGCUCUCAGGAGACAGUGUCACGUCUAAAUUGAUGCAGCCGACGCAAUCGUACUUAAGACGAUUGCAGGCGGAACAGAGGAUGAGAGAGCAGAGUUACAUGGACGAGGUUCCUGCAGAAGAGAAACCACAUCGUGUAACACGACCAAGAAGUCCUAAGAUGCAUUCAAAGACACGGACUGCAAAUCCAAAUGAUCCAUCAAGGAUGAGCAGCACGAGUCGAGAGUUGCUGAAAAUUCAGGAGGAGCGACUGCUUUUACAAUUGGAAAAACUCAAGAUUCGAGAGUUCCAUGAGAAAAUUAAAGUGCAGCAACCGCCGACUAAUGUUCAUCAGCGGUCGACGAAGCAACUUACGAUCCCACAGACGCCGCACUUUGAGGUGGAUAAUCGCGCACGACGACUUCAUGGUGGAAGGGAUAGCAGCGUGGCCGGACAAGAUAAAAGGAGUCCGCCUAUUGCAGCAGAAAAGUUGUUAUCCCGUGAUUUUGCUCUUCCAUUUAGGCCACAUGUCCGAGAAAGUCGAUCAGCUUUAACGACACCACAUGCUCCGCAACUCCAUACAGCGACACGAGCCGACCAACGGUUGCCACCAGUUCCCGUGUCACAUGAGCAAAGGAAACCAGCCCAAGAUUACAGUCGCCCGAAAGUUGGUGGCCUUACUCAGCCAAUGACCCCGCAGCUGGAAACCCGUCGACGAGCAGCGACGCAUCGUCGACCGGUUGAGGUUAUCGAUGAUGACGCCGAAGAACUGGCCAAAAAGUUUCACGCUCGACCAUUGAACAAGCACAUCCUUGAGCCAAAAUCGUAUCCUCGCUACUCCCCUGCAAAACCGGACAGCAAAGCUCGAUUGACCCAUCGGAUGGCACCGAAGUUGCCGACGAGUGCAGUGACUCGCCCACAAGCCUUGCAGCGAGCUGCUUCCGUUACCGCUGAAAUGGAACGCCACCGCAAAGAGCGGGAGCGGCGUUUAAAAGCACGCCAAGCAGGCUCGACUACCCAGCCGAAGUCGUUGCCAGCACCAAUUCACCGGCCUGUGAUUCCUGAGACCCCACCGUUAAAAAGUAUCCAGCUGCAUCGAGAGUACCAGAAGAAUUUUCGUCGCAAGAUUGAAGCUGAAGAGGAAGAAAAGGAAAAGCAACGCCAAUUCAAAGCUAAUCCCAUGCGUGUGACGGCACCGCCUGCGAGGUUUGAGGGCUCGACAAAGCCUACCACCGAGGUGAAACCAUUUGAGUUGCCUGGAGAGCGUUAUCACGAAGAAGCCCGAGAGCGCUUAGAGCAAAAACGUCGGGAGGAGGAAGUGCAGUGCCUUAAGUCAUCAGGCAUUUUUCGUGCAAAACCUAUGCCAGUGUUCGAGUCCGAAACUGUCCACGUAGUGCAUAGCACUAAACCUCUCACGCAGACCGAGUCCCCUAUGCUGGCAACAAAGACUCGAGCUGCCGAGCGAGCUGCUUUCGAAGCCGCCGAAAAAGAGCGUCGCGAACGAGAACAAGCAUUUUGUGAACAGAGAGAGCAACAGGAACGUCAAUUGAAGGAAGAAGAAAUCAAGCAUUUGCGUCGAAAGGAAAUGAUUUUCCACGCGCGACCCGUUCCGGACGUCAAACCAUUCCAGCUGAAACAUGAUACGAGGCCGCUAACUGAGCCGGCAAGCCCGACGAAGCGUUCCUAG
Messenger RNA from Peronospora farinosa, 2358 nucleotides. The record is from the annotation of a GenBank genome assembly. Lineage: Eukaryota; Oomycota; Peronosporomycetes; Peronosporales; Peronosporaceae.